UUAUAUUUAUUUCUGCAGACAGCAGCCUCUUCCUUUUCAACCAGGAGCAGGCUUUGGUGCAGUCCCUGUGGGAUGUGUGCAACCUGGAUCCGGUUUAGUUAAUGGUACAGGUACUGAGUUUCUUCCGAGGCGUAUUGAUAGACAAAUUAGAAGAGGAAACUAAAGAUUCUCAUAACAAGAAUCAUCUCAGAAUCCUACUUCAAAUCUACACCAUUUACUCCCACCACACAAUUUAAACCAACCUAGCUAGCUAGUAGAGUGUAGGACAUGGCUGUUGAGCAAUCUGAGGUUGAGGCUACGGUGGAGAUGAAGGCGGGUGAGGAGGAGGAGGAGGAGGAGCAGUGCCCUGUCAAACAAGUGGAGCUAACUGUGCCAAAAACAGAUGAUCCCAACAUGCCAGUUUUGACAUUUAGAAUGUGGGUUCUGGGUCUUGCUUCUUGUGUGAUAUUGGCAAUUGUGAAUCAGUUCUUCUGGUAUAGGACACAACCAAUGGUCAUCACCUCCAUUUCUGCACAGAUUGCUGUGGUGCCUUUGGGGCAUUUGAUGGCAAAAACACUGCCUAAGCGAAUGAUGUUUCAAGGGACUAAAUGGGAAUUCUCGUUGAAUCCAGGACCUUUCAACGUGAAAGAACAUGUUCUUAUCACUAUAUUUGCUAAUGCUGGAGCUGGAACUGUUUAUGCUACUCAUGUUCUCAGUGCUGUCAAGCUGUUUUAUAAAAGACAGCUCACUUUUUUUCCUGCCUUGCUUCUUAUGGUUACCACUCAGGUUCUGGGGUUUGGGUGGGCUGGAAUUUUCAGGAAAUAUCUAGUGGAGCCUGGAGAAAUGUGGUGGCCAAGCAAUCUGGUUCAAGUCUCAUUGUUCAGGGCUCUACAUGAGAAAGAGAAAAGACCAGCAGGAGGAUUGACUCGUAACCAGUUCUUCCUUAUAGCACUUACCUGCAGCUUUGCUUACUAUGUAUUUCCAGGAUAUCUUUUCACCAUGUUAACAUCUGUCUCUUGGGUCUGUUGGUUUGCUCCCAAAUCUGUUCUGGUUCAGCAACUGGGUUCAGGCAUGCAAGGUCUUGGAAUUGGUGCUUUAGGUUUUGAUUGGUCUACAGUGGCUUCAUACCUUGGUAGCCCACUUGCUAGUCCAUGGUUUGCCACUGCUAAUGUUGCUCUUGGAUUCUGUGCUAUAAUGUAUGUGGUGGUACCCAUCUGUUACUGGCUCAACAUCUACCAUGCCAAGACCUUCCCGUUAUAUUCUAAUGAUCUUUUUCAAGGAAAUGGUGAAGAAUAUGACAUUCGAAGCAUUGUAAAUUCCAAGUUUCAUCUUGAUAAGAAUACUUAUGCAAGUAUUGGGCCUGUACAUCUCAGUACGUUUUUUGCUUUGACCUAUGGAUUUGGAUUUGCAACGCUUCCAGCCACAAUUAUGCAUGUCCUCCUUUUCAAUGGAAGUGAAGUGUGGAAACAAAGCAAAAGAGCAUUUGGGGGAAAAAGCAAAAUGGAUAUACAUACAAGGCUUAUGCAGAAAUACAAAUCGGUUCCCUCAUGGUGGUUUCUUAUCAUUCUCAUCGUAAACAUUGCUGUUGUAAUCAUCACUUGUGAAUAUUACAAUGAGACGCUCCAAUUGCGUUGGUGGGGUGUUCUGCUAGCUUGUGCCAUUGCUCUUUUCUUCACUCUCCCAAUUGGGAUUAUUUAUGCCACCACAAACCAGGCACCAGGCUUGAACAUCAUUACAGAAUACAUCAUAGGUUACAUUUACCCUGAGCGCCCCGUUGCUAAUAUGUGCUUCAAGGUGUACGGAUAUAUUAGCAUGAUUCAAGCUCUAACCUUCAUACAGGACUUUAAGCUUGGCCACUACAUGAAGAUUCCACCUAGGUCCAUGUUCAUGGCACAGGUUGUAGGAUCACUUGUAUCUGUGUUUGUAUACCUACUAACUGCAUGGGGGAUGAUGGCCAUCCCCAAUCUCUGUGAUAGAUCCAAGUUGCCUAAGGAUAGUCCAUGGAAAUGCCCAAUGGAUACAGUGUUCUUUGAUGCCUCUGUUAUAUGGGGGCUUGUUGGUCCCCGCAGAAUCUUUGGAAACCUUGGUGAAUACGGGAUGAUCAAUUGGUCCUUUGUUGGUGGAGCCAUAGCCCCUGUCUUCGUCUGGCUUGCCCACAAGGCUUUCCCAAGCAAGAAAUGGAUUCGUCUUAUCCACAUGCCUGUGCUGCUUGGUUCCACAUCAAUGAUGCCGCCAGCUACUGCUGUGAACUUCACUAGUUGGGUAACUCUUGGAUUCCUCUCUGGCUUCGUCUUUUACCGAUACCGUCCAAAUCUGUGGAAGCGCUAUAAUUACGUUCUUUCUGGUGGCCUUGAUGCCGGAACGGCCUUUAUGACAAUAUUGAUAUUCUUCAGUUUGAGUUACCAGAAAAUCAAUCUCGAAUGGUGGGGAAGCAGCUCAAAUAACCCAGAAGGGUGUCCUAUAGCUAGUUGUCCGACAGCCAAAGGUGUCCUUGUAGAUGGCUGCCCAGUUUUCUAAUCGAAGCAUCUUUAUCUCCAAAUCUAUUUUUAGCUUGUUCAGAGCAAUUAACUUUCUUUUCAAUCUGUAAAUAUUUUGCUGUGGAUGCUUUGGAUAAUAUCAGUGUUUCUUCUAGUGUGUAAAUCUAGUGAUUUAUUCUAAAUUUUAUUUAUAUGAGUGCGUUGGUUUUUUUUU
Messenger RNA from Hevea brasiliensis (rubber tree), 2670 nucleotides. RefSeq names its product oligopeptide transporter 9. NCBI's taxonomy places the organism in Eukaryota, Viridiplantae, Streptophyta, Magnoliopsida, Malpighiales, Euphorbiaceae. Gene Ontology annotation, biological process: transmembrane transport. The record is from RefSeq and is a predicted model, not a curated record. Gene Ontology annotation, molecular function: oligopeptide transmembrane transporter activity.